AUGAGUGCGCGGUCGCUGUCUUGUGUAAACAUAACCCAGACGGCGGGAAAAUCCAUUAUAUGGUUAAAAGUCCUUUCUAGGGGAAAAUCUCUAUGGCUUCUGAGAAAAAUAUUGCAAGUAGGAAUUGAAAAUGGACUUAAUAUGGAAGAAGAGCAUAUUGAUUUGCCUCCUGGUUUCAGAUUCCACCCCACCGAUGAAGAGCUUAUAACUCACUACCUGUCCAAGAAGGUGGUCGAUAGUAGCUCCUAUGCUAUAGCAAUUGGAGAGGUGGACUUGAAUAAGUGUGAACCUUGGGAUAUGCCAUGGAGAGCAAAAAUGGGGGAGAAGGAGUGGUACUUCUUCUUCUUUUGCGUUAAAGACAGAAAAUACCCAACUGGUUUGAGGACCAACAGAGCUACUGAAGCUGGUUGUUGGAAAGCUACAGGAAAGGAUAAGGAGAUUUACAGAGGGAAAACACUUGUCGAAAUGAAGAAAACUCUGGUUUUCUACAGAGGAAGAGCUCCAAAAGGAGAAAAAACCAACUGGGUCAUGCAUGAAUAUAGGCUAGAGGGAAAAUUCUCUCUGUCUAACCUACCAAAAUCAGCCAAGAAUGAGUGGGUGAUAUGCAAGAUGCUCAACAAGAGCUUAGGUGAGAAGAAAAUUCAAGAUUGUCGUUCGUUCGCUCUUUUUCUGCUGUUGUUCGUUCUUUUACUGUGCGUGAAACACAUUAUCGAAGGCAACCCGUGGAAGAAAUCCAUCCACAAGAAGAAGUCGUUGCCGAGAAAUUAA
Molecule: messenger RNA, 768 nt
Organism: Nelumbo nucifera (sacred lotus)
Lineage: Eukaryota; Viridiplantae; Streptophyta; Magnoliopsida; Proteales; Nelumbonaceae
Product: NAC domain-containing protein 100-like
Biological process (GO): regulation of DNA-templated transcription
Molecular function (GO): DNA binding
Source: RefSeq, a predicted model, not a curated record